GCCCAAACCUACAAAGCAAGAAGCUGAUUACAGAAGUACUUCCCUCUUUAGCCGUAUUCUGUCCCACAGAAAUCAUCUGAGAAGUAUGCCCUCCCACUUCCGUUCUUUUACUCUCCUUAUCUGAGACAUUCAUACAUGACUCACUUUGAAACUCAUCCUCCAAAGUCAAAUAGGAGUCAAAAGUGAGGAAUUCCGUCUAUCGUCAUCAAAAACGAAGAGAGAGGGGAAAGAGGAAUGGUUCAGCAAGUUUCCUAAAUAUACUUCAUAACUUGAUUGUGGGUAAGAGUGAAGACCAGACUGGACGUGUGGGGACCUCCAGGCUGGUGCUGAAACCUUCAUCUACCCUCUCAGGUUUUUGAAGUUCAGCAAUGGAGUCUUUCUCUGCUGAGACCAAUUCAACUGACCUACCCUCACAGCCCUGGUAUGAACCCCAAAUAAUUCUCUCCAUGGUCAUUCUCAGCCUCACCUUCUUACUGGGAUUGCCAGGCAACGGGCUGGUGCUGUGGGUGGCUGGCCUAAAGAUGCAGCGGACAGUGAACACAGUUUGGUUUCUCCAUCUCACGCUGGCGGACUUCCUCUGUUGCCUCUCCUUGCCCUUCUCCCUGGCUCACUUGGCUCUCCAAGGACACUGGCCCUAUGGCUGGCUCCUCUGUAAGCUCAUCCCCUCCAUCAUUGUCCUCAACAUGUUUGCCAGUGUCUUCCUGCUGACUGUCAUUAGCCUGGAUCGUUGCCUUUUGGUACUCAAGCCAAUCUGGUGCCAGAAUCACCGCAAUGUGGGGACAGCCUUCACUAUCUGUGGAUGUAUAUGGGUGAUGGCUUUUGUAAUGUGCAUACCUGUGUUCAUGUACCGGGAAACAUUCACUGUAGGCAACCAUGAUAUGUGUGGCUAUGAUCUUGGCUUCUACGGCUCAUUAGAUUAUUCAGACUUCACCAUUGAUCUACUGGAAAAUGGAUCUCUUGACAACUCCAUCGUUCAGCUGCCUGGAGAAAUGGAUGCAAGGCUGCAGUCUUUCUCUGAACGAACCAAUGAUCUGCCUUGGACAGCCACCACUAUCUUCCAUUCUCAAACAUUUCAAAGACCUUCUCGACAGUCACUCCCUAUAGAUCCAGCUAAUUUAUCUAGUCAACCUCCAUAUGAUAACUUAUUUAAGCCUGCGAAUGAAGUCUCACCUAUAGUCCCCAGUGGGUUUCCCAUUGAAGAUCACAGAGCUAACCCACUCGAUUUAGAGCUUUACUCUGACUCUUCCAGCAAUUCCUCAGACUUGUAUGAGCUAUUCCAAGAUUUCCAGGGUGAUUAUUUAGGCCAGUUUUCAUAUAACAAUCAAGUACUAACCCCCCGGGGGGCAGUAACCAUCACCAGACUAGUGGUAGGUUUCCUUCUGCCCUCUUUUGUCAUGGUGGCCUGUUACAGCCUCAUUAUCUUCCGCAUGCGACGGGGCCGCUUCACCAAGACUCGGAUCAAAACCUUGAAAGUGGCCAUGGCUGUGGUGAUUGUCUUCUGCAUCUGCUGGGCUCCAUACCACAUUGUUGGGGUCCUAUCAUUGUUUUUUGACCCAGAAACUCCCCUUGGAGAAGCUCUGCUGUCUUGGGACCACGUGUGCAUCGCUCUCGCGUCGGCCAAUAGUUGCUUUAAUCCCUUCCUCUAUGCCCUCCUAGGAAAAGAUUUUAGGAAGAAAGCAAGGCAGUCGAUGAAGGGCAUUCUGGAGGCAGCUUUCAGUGAAGACCUCACACACUCUACCAGCUGUCCCCAAAGCAAAGUUUUUACGGAAAGAAAUAGUAUCAGUACAUCUGUGUGAAAAUAUGGAGCGGUUGACCCCAGCAGAGGUUCUUAGGUAUUCACCCAGUGUGCCAUUUUCUAAAACAAUAAGGGAUAUUGUGAGUAGGGGAUUUCAGAAACCAUCAAAGAAUCAAUCCAGAGGUUCUCAAAGUAUGAGCCCAGGCUAGGGGCAUCCUCAUCACCUGGAAACUUGCUAGAAUCUCCAAGAAACUUGCUGAACCAGAAUGUCUGAGGGUGGGGCUCCAGAAAGUGUUUUAACAAGCUCUCUUGUUUCUAAUGAAUGCUAAACUUGAGAAUUGUAAAAAUUAGUCUAUUUCUAUCCCAACCGAAGCUAAAUGAAACCAAUGAGAAACUAGUCUGUUUCAAAAUAAUUUUUCCAUCAUGAAAUUUUUUUUUAUCGUUAUUUAUUUUUGAGAGAGAGGGAGAGAGAGAGAGCAUGAGCAGGGGAGAAGCAGAGAGAGAGGGAAACACAGUAUCUGAAGCAGGCUCCAGGCUCUGAGCUGUCAGCACAGAGCCUGAUGUGGGGCUCGAACUCAUGAACCGUGAGAUCAUGACCUGAGCCGAAGUUGGAUACUCAAUUGACUGAGCCACCCAGGCGCCCCAAAUUUUUUUUAGUAUUGUCUGAAUCCCUCCCCACCAGAUUCAAUUUAAAACCAUUCCAUCUAGUCUUACCUGAGUGAAAGAUGAUCAUUUAUUUAUGGCUCUGUUGUGGUGGUGGUGAUAUUUUUAAAUGAAAAGAAGGUACAAAAAGAAAGAAAAAGUCUAUGAAAACAAGCAGUUAUGAGACUGAGUCUGGAAGCAGAGUACAAUGUCAGAUGCUUGCUAUGUGCAAUACUUCUGGAUAUAGGACAUGGGAAUUCCAAUGGGAAUUCCAAAUUUCCAUUAUUCCAAUUAAAUAGGCAUCUACUGUGUAAGGACAGGCUGCUAAGGCAUCUGAAAACUUCCUCACGAAAUGGCACGUGAGCUGUGGUUUGUGGAGUUUUCUAUUUGUUUACUCAGUCUGCCUACUGAGAGAACCAUCUCUCUUCCAUUAGAGUUUUCUUAAACUCUAUUCCCUUAAUCGCACCCUACCCUGGCCUCUAAAUCGUCUUCCAUAUUAGACUUUGUGCAUCUAAUAACCUCUAAUUUCAUAAGAGUCAAACUUGAAACUUGCUUGAAACUAAUGCUUGAAACUAAUACCCUCAACACCCACCCCCCCCCCCCCCC
Molecule: messenger RNA, 2983 nt
Organism: Panthera uncia (snow leopard)
Lineage: Eukaryota; Metazoa; Chordata; Mammalia; Carnivora; Felidae
Gene: C3AR1
Product: complement C3a receptor 1
Exons: 2
Coding region: 369-1796 (475 amino acids)
Biological process (GO): inflammatory response; positive regulation of cytosolic calcium ion concentration; complement receptor mediated signaling pathway
Cellular component (GO): plasma membrane
Molecular function (GO): G protein-coupled receptor activity; complement component C3a receptor activity; complement component C5a receptor activity
Source: RefSeq, a predicted model, not a curated record